Messenger RNA from Fusarium verticillioides 7600, 1327 nucleotides. RefSeq lists its product as hypothetical. The record is from RefSeq and is a predicted model, not a curated record. The transcript has 2 exons. The coding region runs from base 55 to 468 and encodes 137 amino acids. Lineage: Eukaryota; Fungi; Ascomycota; Sordariomycetes; Hypocreales; Nectriaceae.
CGUCCUCCAUACAUCCAUCACACCAUCACGACCAGAGCGGAUACGGACCCGUCCAUGGUGGGUAUGACUUCUCCUAUUAAGGAUGGUGAUGCCACGGCGUCGACGAAGCACCAACCAACUGAUACCAAGAAUGAGAUUCUCAACAUUACCGACGUUAGAACCGAUGCACACGUUGCAGCUACCUCUACUGGAAACAGAGAUCAAGUCAACGGCAACCAAACUCAUACGCAGACUCACAGCAACUCGCACAAUACAGUGAUCAACUUCAGUCUUAUCGGUCUUUAUAUAGACUCUGCAGGCCUCUUGUGUACCCUGGGCCUGUCUGUACCACAACAGAGUUUGGGGGUUCCGGUUCCGGUUCCCCGAUGGCAGGGCUUCUUGAGCUACAAACGUUUGGUCAUCAUGUCGGUAUGCUUGGCAUCAAUCUGGCAGCUCUCCAGGCUCUUGGGUGUGCCACUUAUGAGUUGAGCACAUACAUAUGCAGUGAUGCAUGGGGGUGGCUAAAUCGCUCGACCAUUCGUGCCGUGCCGUUAUCGUCCGUGCUCUCGUCAUGAGAUCAGAGCAAGGUGUGUUGGCUGAGAACCUGAGACUGCUGUCUCCGAAUACCCCUCACAUGAAGACGAAUGAGAAAGUCGGGGGACGGAUGAGUGAAAUCGCAUUACUCAGGAAGCUUUGGAUUAUCGAAGUCCUCUAUAAGUAUGAGGGAGGACUGAAAUGAAAGGGAAUUUGGGAGGAUAAAAGUUAAUUACUAUUGUUUGUGUUUUUAGGGACGGAUUGUUUGGCCUGUCUUCACUUUAUCGUACAUAUUCUUAUCACAAAACAUUCACAUCACGCAUGUCUCACGAGGCACACCUUUGGCUGUCAGAUCGAUACCGCAGCUGAACAAUCUAUUGGUCAUAUAUGAUAUUGAGGCCAGCCUGGAGCUCGCAUACAUCACACAGCCACUCCCAUUUGAUCUUCAGCUGAAGCCAGGAAGUCUUCGAUUAUGGCAUGCAAGUCAUCAAAUGUCGCCUGUACUUUGACAGUCGCGGAAUUGAUCUCUAUAUCUAUCCCUGAGCGUACUGACUUGUAGGAUAUGUGUGACCUGAUUUGAGUCAUUUCGUUGUCUCUUAUCUCCUUGUGCGACUCAUGCGUUUCAUUGGCGCGGGUGCUGUGUUGAUUGUGAUGUGUGAUCGGCACGAUUGCGGUUAUUCGUCGGAGCUACCAUCGUUGUAAUAAGCCUUCGAAUUCCUUUCUUGAUGGAUGAUAUGAGUUGCUCCUGAUGAAAGAAAAGCAAAGCACUCUUAUUUUAUACCAUAGAUAAUAGAUUAUAUGCAUAUUAUCCGAC